CAGACUCUUUACUACUGCAAAAGAUUAUUCUCAUGUUCUUCAUCGAUCACUUCACUUGAGCAAACAAAGGUUCAACCUGGAAACUUGUUUGAGGAUUAAUUCACUGCAGACAAGCCCGGCUUCUUCCACCCAUCAUCCAGCUAGUAUAGCCACCAAAUGAAAUAUCGAACGAAAGUAAAAACAGAUCGUUGGUUCCAAUUGGAAGUAAUGCGGAAUCUGUGUNUUCCCCCAACCCCCAGGAGUAAAAUUUUCGUAUGGCACUUCCGGGUUCAGAGCCGAGGCUUCGUUGCUUGAGUCAACAGUGUUCCGUGUGGGAAUACUGGCGGCACUCAGGUCCAUUCAGACAGGGUCCACGAUUGGCCUCAUGAUCACAGCCUCACACAACACAGUAACGGAUAACGGAAUCAAAGUGGCGGACCCGUCUGGCGGGAUGCUGACUCAGCAAUGGGAGCCAUUUGCCGAUGCCAUUGCUAAUGCCUCGGACCCACUUGCUCUCAUUCAGUUGCUGGAUGAUUUUGUGAAGAAGGAGAACAUUACUCUUGAACGAGCCCCUGCAGCGGAAGUAUUUUUGGGAAGGGACACAAGACCAAGUGGGAUGUCUCUUGUUGAGGCUGCUAAACGAGGCAUAAAGUCAAUUAUAGGAGUUUCUGUCACGGAUAUUGGAGUUGUGACAACCCCACAACUGCAUUGGAUGGUUCGUGUAAAAAAUAAGGGCUUAGAAGCAUCUGAGGAUAAAUACUUUGACCAGCUUUUAACUUCUUUUCAGUGCUUGCUAGAUUAUAUUCCGCAAGGAAAUAUUAGCAACAAGGUGAAUGACCAAUUGAUCGUGGAUGGGGCUGAUGGUGUUGGUGGACAAAAGCUUUUACAGUUGAAGUCAAAGCUGUGUAAUUUAACAAUUGAUGUUCGUAAUUUUGGUGAUGGUGUAUUAAAUGAAGUUGCAGGUGCUGAUUAUGUGCAGAAAGAAAAGGUUGUACCACGCGGUUUUGGUCCUGCUGAUGCUGGCAUGAGAUGUGCCAGUUUAGAUGGAGAUGCUGACCGGCUUGUAUACUUCUCUGUUUUACCAAAUAGUAACAAGAUUGACCUUGUUGAUGGGGACAAGAUACUGUCCUUGUUCGCUUUAUUUCUCAAGGACCAAUUAAGUGUUCUUAAUGGGCCUGAAGACCGAAAAAAUCAUAAUAAUUCUUACCAAGUCUCUCUUGCUGUAGUGCAGACAGCUUAUGCUAAUGGGGCCUCUACUGAUUACUUGAAACAGUUGGGCCUCGAGGUUGUGUUGACUCCAACAGGAGUCAAAUACCUUCACGAAAAAGCUGCCGAGUUUGAUAUCGGCAUAUAUUUUGAGGCAAAUGGGCAUGGGACUAUCUUGUUUUCAGAUAAUUUUCUGUCCUGGUUGGAGACUAGAAACAAUCAACUUUCAUUAUCAUCAAAAGGUUCGGAUCAACAACAGGCGGCUUCGAGGUUAUUGGCCGUGAGUAAAUUGAUUAAUCAGGCUGUUGGGGAUGCAUUAAGUGGGUUGCUAUUAGUGGAAGCUAUCUUGCAGCAUACAGGCUGGACUAUCCAUAAAUGGAAUGACCUCUAUCAAGAUUUACCGAGCAGGCAGCUUAAGGUGAAGGUUGUCGACAGGACAGCUGUCAUCACGGAAAAAGCAGAAACUGUAGUUGUGAGCCCAGUUGGUUUACAAGAAGCCAUUGAUGCUGAAAUAGCUAAAUACCCAAGAGGAAGGUGUUUUGUACGACCCUCGGGAACAGAGGAUGUGGUUAGAGUAUAUGCUGAAGCUUCUACCCAAGAAGCAGCAGAUAAUUUGGCUCAUUCUGUAGUAAGGUCUGUCAAUCAAUAUCUCGGUUCUCAGCAAUAGCUAAUGGCAUAUGUUGUCUUUAUGUAUUCUUCUGAUCUAUAUGUGUAAGCUUUUGCUUAUGGGGAGAUUGUGUAAUUGUAAUCUUUUUCGUGUCCAAAGUUAAUGCUUACUAAUUCAAAUCUCUAUAUUGUAAAGAGAACAAAGACUUGCAGAAUAUAAUUGUUGUUUUCCGGCUAUUAGUAUAACUGAUCAACAAUCAGAGAUAUCGUUGGAUUCCUUAUUAAGAGAGCUUUCUGUACAUAUAUAUUUCAUGAAAAUCCAAUGACUGGAUUGGAUCUCC
This is a messenger RNA of Striga asiatica, 2132 nucleotides long. The record is from the annotation of a GenBank genome assembly. Lineage: Eukaryota; Viridiplantae; Streptophyta; Magnoliopsida; Lamiales; Orobanchaceae.